Messenger RNA from Stereum hirsutum FP-91666 SS1, 306 nucleotides. RefSeq lists its product as uncharacterized. Bases 1 to 306 code for a protein of 101 amino acids. The record is from RefSeq and is a predicted model, not a curated record. NCBI's taxonomy places the organism in Eukaryota, Fungi, Basidiomycota, Agaricomycetes, Russulales, Stereaceae. The transcript has 4 exons.
AUGGCUGCCCCCGUGAAGCGUGGUACCGGAAGAGGCACCUUCUUCUCGGUCGGACUCGGCGCCUGUGGUUGGAACAGCGUCGAUGCUGACUACGUCGUCGCACUUCCCACCUCCGACUAUGGCGAUGGCUCAAACUGUGGCAAGCACAUCACCAUCGAAGCGAACGGCGUCCAAUCCGACGCCGUCGUCGUUGACGAGUGCCCCAGCUGUGCGGAAGGUGCUCUUGACAUGUCUACUGGCCUCUUCCAGACCUUCGGCAGUCUUUCCGUCGGCGUCGUCACAGUUAACUGGUGGUACAAAGACUAG